AUGGAUUUCACCAAGAACAUUGCCAAUUUUGGCAAGAACAUCUCAACGAGCUUUACUCCCUUUGCUGCUCGUACUCAGCAGUUCGUUCGGGAGCAGCUCACCCAGGUCGAGGAUAAGGUCUCCACCCCCUCUCCCGCUCCCAGUGCUAGUAAGAGUGCUAGCACUGAUGGCCCAGCCGAUGCUCCCGUCGAUGAUGCCACUGCUGCUGCCUCUCCUGAUACCACCAACCCCACUUCCUCUUCUUCUUCCCCUGACUCUGAUGAUACUGCUGUCCCUAUACCCGAUGCUUCUGCUGCUUCCCCACCAUCAUCAUCUGCCCCCGGCGUUGCAGCUACCGCUGCCUCCGUCUCCACUGCUGCUGUCAAUGCUACUGCCAAUGCUACUGCUUCUGCGGCUGCUACUGCCAGGCGUCUCGCAGAGCUACUCAACGAGACAGCUUUGGUAUUUAUGAUCCGCAGGAAGCUGACUGAGACCAAGACUCAACUACCGCCGGACUACCUCGAGCUCGAGAAACGUGUCGAUGCCUUGAGACUUGUCCAUCAGCAACUCUUGGCUGUAACUUCUCAAUUUUCUAACGAGUCCUAUGAUUACCCUCCAAACUACCGCGAGUCCUUUGUCGAUCUUUCCCGCACAAUCACCGAGAAGGUCCAGCUUCUCUCCGCUGCAAACACUGCUACUGAGGCCCAGAACAUCUUGACAAAGCCCGGUACAAAAUCCGCCCCAAAGACCUUCGCCCACGCCAUCGCCCGGGCCUCACUCAAUUCUGCGCAUGCGCUUGACUCGUCUGAACCCCUUGCGACCGCCCUCGAGAAAUACGCUCUCGCAUCUGAGCAGGUCGGCGAAGCCCGUCUCCAACAAGAUGCCCAGAUUCAGUCUCGUUUCAACGCGGCAUUCACAACCACAUUGAAUACGAACAUUAUGUUCGCACAAAAAGCGCGUAAAAAUGUGGAGAAUGCUCGCCUGUCUCUCGAUGCAGCUAAAUCUAAGGCCAAGAGCGGUGGUGGGAUCGGGUUCCCUAACCUUGGCGGUGCCAGACAACAAGACCCCCAUCACGAGGAGCACCUGACCGAGGAGCAAAGAGUUGAGGUUGAGACAGCCGAGGAUGAGUUUGUCGGCUGCACAGAGGAGGCUGUUGGCGUGAUGAAGAACGUCCUCGACACCCCCGAACCUUUGAGAAACCUUGCGGACUUGGUUCAGGCCCAGUUGGAGUUCCACAAGAAAGCUUUUGAGAUUUACUCUGAGCUUGCACCAUUGAUUGAGGGGCUACAAGUCGAACAGGAGGCAAGCUACAGGAAAAACAGAGAAGGCGGGGCGUAA
Morchella importuna is the source of this 1317-nucleotide messenger RNA. RefSeq lists its product as uncharacterized. The coding region runs from base 1 to 1317 and encodes 438 amino acids. The transcript is spliced from 5 exons. The record is from RefSeq and is a predicted model, not a curated record. Lineage: Eukaryota; Fungi; Ascomycota; Pezizomycetes; Pezizales; Morchellaceae.